AUGUGCCAUCAAAUCAACUAUACCCUCCCUUGCGAGCACGUUCGCACCCAUACUGUGUACUGUCCAGACGCUACAAAGAGCAAGUCUAGCAAUAGCAGCAGUAGCAGCAGCAGCAGCAGCAGCAACAACGUCAACAACAACAACAACAACAACAACAACAACAAACAUUCGUCGUCUAAAUCGUCAUCAAAAUCGUCAUCCAAGUCUUUGCACGGCAAGAGUGGCGGCAAGUCAUCUUCGUCAUCAUCCGGUUCCUCGUCCGGCAGCAAGAAACCGUGCAAAAACCUGACUCAGGAGUCAUUGCCGUACCCGACUCCGCCGUCAUUCGCGGGCAGCCCGAUGACGGCGGCGAGUUCUCCUCUACUUCCAAAGUGCCCACUCGAGAGCUGCCCCUUCGAGGCCAAGAAUCGGUGCUGGAACUGCUGCUGGUGCGGUAAGGAGUGGAAUGAAGCCGGACGGUGCAGCUGCAUCAUGAUCAUCGAGGGCAACCAGGUUCAGUGCGAGCACAUUUGUUGCCAUAACUGCGAGGCCGCUUGGCAGCAAUAG
This is a messenger RNA of Pyricularia pennisetigena, 546 nucleotides long. RefSeq lists its product as uncharacterized. Lineage: Eukaryota; Fungi; Ascomycota; Sordariomycetes; Magnaporthales; Pyriculariaceae. The coding region runs from base 1 to 546 and encodes 181 amino acids. The record is from RefSeq and is a predicted model, not a curated record. The transcript has a single exon.